AUGAAUCUCAAAGGUGGGUUUGGAGAGGAAGAAAAUGUGGCAUCGAGAAUACCUAGAGGAACAGGAAGGAGAGAAAAAGGUGGCUUUUCUGUUGCUUUAAUCAAAGGCCUAUGGACUGAAGAGGAAGACAAUACACUAAGAAGGCUAGUGAAGCAUUUUGGAGUGAAAAAAUGGGCAGAGAAAAUGGUGGGAAGGACUGGUAAGCAAUGCCGAGAGAGAUGGCAUAACCAUUUGCGUCCCAAUAUUAAGAAGGACACUUGGAGUCCGGAGGAAGAGAGACUGUUGGUGGAAACUCAUAUGCAGGUUGGAAAUAGAUGGGCAGAAAUUGCCAAAAGAAUUCCAGGAAGGGCCGUGAACUCCAUAAAGAAUCACUGGAAUACCACAAAAAGGAGACAAAAUUCAAGGGGAAAGGUCAAGAAACCGGAAAGGGUGCAGAACGAAAGAAAUCAGUCAACUAUUUUGCAAGAGUAUAUCAAAAGUACUUAUCCCAAUAAUAAUUCCUUAACCACCAUUAGCGUAGACCUCAGCUCUACCAUCGUGAUACCAACCAAUAGUGCAACCACUUGCCCAACUUUUCCCAAUUCCAUCAUAUCAGAGGACCCCUCAUCAACUCAUUUCAAUCUGCUUUAUCCAGAAUUAUCUCAAUCCACCACUGAUGAUUCCCUUUUCUAUCUCACUCAACACUCUUAUGAUGAUGAGAUAAACUUUAUGCAAAACUUACUUGGAAACAAUAAUCUCAACGCCUUCUUAGUUGGUGAGAAUGAUAAAGGAAAGGCUCUUCUAGACAUUGGGAUCGAUCCAAAAGGUGAUCAAGAGAAUAAUCAAUCUGCACAUAUAAUGGAUGAAGGUAAUGCCUUAACUGCUCCUCCUGAGAUCUACCCCAGCAACAUGAACAUGAAGACAAUAACAAUGGAUCAAACCAGUCCUUCAUCAAGAAAGGAGGUUGACUUGUAGAGAUGGUCUCAAAUUCACAAUUUUCUCGCAAGAAUGUUGCUAAUAGCUUUGUGUUCUAAUAUUGAUUUAGUGAAGUGAUACUCAGUUUUUAGUGUCCUAAAGAACUUUUGGAGUUUUACAAGCUUUUAACUAAUAAUUAGAACCAAAAUUUGAGCACCUCUAGUUUAGUUCUAAUUUCGGUUAGAAUUGGCAUAUUCUGGGUAAUUUGCUUAAGAGUUGUCAAAAAAAAAAAUGUGACUAGUGGCAAUUAUGUUUUAUUA
Coffea arabica (coffee) is the source of this 1214-nucleotide messenger RNA. RefSeq lists its product as uncharacterized. The record is from RefSeq and is a predicted model, not a curated record. Gene Ontology annotation, cellular component: nucleus. Gene Ontology annotation, molecular function: DNA-binding transcription factor activity, RNA polymerase II-specific; RNA polymerase II cis-regulatory region sequence-specific DNA binding. NCBI's taxonomy places the organism in Eukaryota, Viridiplantae, Streptophyta, Magnoliopsida, Gentianales, Rubiaceae. Gene Ontology annotation, biological process: regulation of DNA-templated transcription.